GAUAGAUGUUAUUUAGUAAUAUUUACAAAACAAGCGUAGAUUUUCUUUCUUUGAAAAAAUAACCAAAAAUGAAAUAUUUACUUUUGGCAAUUUUAUUAAUUUACACGAUAUAUGCAAUUCCAUAUGUGUUAGCCAUUUUUGACGGACAGGAAGUUAUAACACCUUAUCGGUGGCCAUUUAUGGCAGCCGUUUACGUCCAAACAGAAACUACAAGAUUUUUUUGCGGUGGUGCUCUUUGGGGACGCGAGUGGAUAAUAACCGCUGGUCAGUGUGUCUACGGGGCAACCUCUUUUACAAUUCAACUUGGCUCCAUUACUUUGGAGGAUGAAGAUGAAAACCGUCUAACCCUGACUUCUACUGAAUAUGUGGUACAUCCUGAUUUUAACCCACAAACUUUGGAAAAUGAUCUUGGGUUCAUUAAACUUAACGAUAGUUUUGCUCUUACCCCAACCAUCAGACCCAUAGCCUGGCUACCUACGACUCCCCUUGACAACGAAACCAUCGUGACUGUGUAUGGAUGGGGUCAAACGACCGAUGAUGGACCUCAGCCCAUUAAUAAUCUUAUGUGGAAUACAAUGACAGCUUUAAAUAAUGAAGAUUGUAGACUCAUAUAUGGAAACCAGUUAACUGAUAAUAUGGUCUGCGCAGCUGGUAACUAUAAUGAAACUAGAAUUUGCAGUGGUGACAGUGGUGGUCCUCUAGUUCAGUACUACGGGAAAGAUUUAUCAGUAGUUGUCGGCAUAGCAAGUUUUGUCAGCGGAAAUGGUUGUGAAAGUACUGAUCCUUCUGGAUUUACAAGAACGUUUCCUUAUAACGACUGGAUAAAGAAUUUGACUGAUCACAUUUAAGUCAUUUGUGAACAAAAUUAAGAAAAAAUAUAUCUAGGAAACAUAAA
Molecule: messenger RNA, 895 nt
Organism: Zophobas morio
Lineage: Eukaryota; Metazoa; Arthropoda; Insecta; Coleoptera; Tenebrionidae
Product: brachyurin-like
Exons: 5
Coding region: 69-848 (259 amino acids)
Biological process (GO): proteolysis
Molecular function (GO): serine-type endopeptidase activity
Source: RefSeq, a predicted model, not a curated record